AUGGAGACCAGGGUAAAGGAUGCUGUAUCAUCUUUAGAAAUUGGUACUGAUGAUGUUCGUGUAAUCGGUAUCAAGGGGAUGGGAGGUGGUGGGAAGACAACUUUGGCCAGAGUGGUUUUUGAUCAAAUAUCCUUUCGGUUUGAAGCUAAAAGCUUCGUUGAGAAUGUUAGGGAAAAUUCAAAUACUUCUUUGUCUGGUUUGAAAUCGUUGCAAAAUCAAGUCCUUAAAGAUGCCUUAUUUGAUCAAGGCAUCAAUGUGAGUAGUGUUCAUGAUGGGAAAAUCAUGAUGAAGAAGAAGAUGCGUAAUAAAAAGACUCUUCUUGUUCUAGAUGAUGUGGACCAUAUUGACCAGCUUGAGGCGUUAGCUGGUGAUCUUAAUUGGUUCAAGCCGGGAAGUAGAAUUAUCAUUACAACAAGAGAUGAGCAGGUGCUCGUGGCACACCGGGUGAAGUUGAUUCUUGAUGUCAAUUUGUUAUCAGAUGAGGAAGCGAUUUGCCUCUUCAGUAGGUAUGCAUUUGGGGGAGAGAUUCCAAUUCAAGGGUAUGAAGAGCUAUCGGAACAAGUUGUACGGUAUGCUGCUGGUCUUCCCUUAACGAUAAAAGUUUUGGGUUCAUUUCUUUGUGGUAAAAAUAAGAGUGAAUGGAUAGAUGCACUAGAAAGAUUAAAAACAAUUCCGUUAAAGGAAACUCUUCAAAUAUUAGAAUUAAGCUAUAACAAUCUGGAGGAAGAUUACAAAGAAAUAUUCCUAAAUGUUGCAUGCUUACUGAAAGGAUGGUUGAAAGACUUGGCAAUCGAAGCGCUUGAAAGUUGUGGAUUUCAUGCAACAAAUGGUUUAAGAGUUCUUGAGCAAAAAUCUCUCAUAACUAUUAAUCAUUAUAAGCGUGUGGGCAUGCAUGACCAUAUUGAAGAAAUGGGCAGAAAUAUUGUUCGUCGUUUGCACCCAGAUAAGCCUGAGAAACACAGCCGAUUGUGGAUUCAUGAUGAAAUUAAAGAUAUAUUGGCUAAUGACUUGGGUACUAAAGCAACAAGAUACAUAAUAUUCCAGUUAAGGGGAGGCAAUUUUGAAAUUGUUAUGAAGGGUCUUAGAAAGAUGAAGGAACUUAGAUUUCUUCACAUGUCUCAGGAUAUAAUGCAUGCUUUUUGUGGAGAAAGGAAAUAUGAUAAUGUCAGCCAAUACUUUCCAAAUGCUUUACAAUAUCUGCAUUGGUACCAGUACCCUUUCUGGUCUUUACCCAACACAUUUCAAGCUAAUAAUCUUGUUACACUUAAGAUGGAAUGGAGCAAUAUCAAACAACUUUGGGAAGGGGGAGAAAGAAAGGUUCUUAACAAGCUCAAGAUUCUUGACCUCAGUUAUUCAAAGUUGACGACCCUUGAUCUUGAGCUUAUUCCAAAUCUCGAGGUGUUGUCUCUAAAUGGAUGUCGUGACUUGGUACAACUUCACAUGCUCAAUGGAUGUCGAAAGCUCAAGUCAAUCGACCUUAGCAAUUCAAAGGUGAAGACAAUCGACCUUAGCAAUGCUUUGGUAGAACUUCGCUUACCAAAUGGAUGUCUAAAGCUCAUAUCUGUUAACCUCAGUGGUUCUAAAUUGAAGACCAUUGACCUUCAUUCAUGUGUGAAUCUUGAGCUUUUACAUCUUAAAGACUGCAACGCUUUGGUAGAACUUCACAUGCCUCGUAAAUGUCUGAAUCUCAGAUCCCUGACACUCACUAAUUCACAGUUGAGGACCCUAGACAUUGGGUGGACUCCGAAUCUGGAGGAUUUAGAUCUUAACUACUGUUAUGAUUUGAAAGACCUUCACAUGGCUGAUAAAUGUCUAAAGCUCACAUCCCUCAACAUUAGUCAUUCAAAGUUGAAAACCUUUGACCUUGGGUUGACUCCAAAUCUGAAGAAGUUAGAUCUAAAAGAAUGUAAGAAUCUGCUACAACUUCAUGUUCCCUUUGGAUGUCUAGAAAAUCUUGUCUACUUGGACUUAAGUGGCUGUUUGAGGUUUACAUCUUUUUUGUUUGACAAAAGGAAUGUUGCUUCUAGUAGAAGGGAUGAAUCACUUGAGAUUGGUCCUUUAGCUGAGUCACAUCUGAUUGCCAAGUCCCUUGAAAGAUGUCCACUUCACCCGGACAAUACUUUGCGACAGUUUCAGUUUGAAUGCUUUUACAUUGAUGAUCCCAAGGACCGUGUGACUAGAAAUCUUGAGAAGCUUAUUUCUGAAGGUCUGUGUGCUUGCACAAACCUUGAGGCACUUUCAGAAAGCAUUUGUGGGUUACGAUGUUUAAGAAAGCUUAAACUCGAAGCCUAUCCGGAGGCUCCCAAGGAACUUGACCACGAAGAAUGUCUAGAAGAGCUAAGUAUUUCUAUGACAAAUAUGAAACAUCUUCCGGAUAGCAUUUGUAUGUUGAAACAUCUGGAAGUUCUUCAACUUAAACAUUGUUGGAGUCUUGAGAAGUUACCUGAGGAUAUUGGCCGAUUAGAAUGUUUAAAAAAUCUGACUUUAUCAGAUACAAAGAUUAAACAUCUUCCUGAUAGCAUUUGUAUGUUGAAACAUCUGGUAUUUCUUGAGCUUCGUGAUUGUUCCUUUCUUGAGAAGUUGCCCGAGGAUCUUGGCCAACUAGAAUGUUUAGAGACGCUAUAUUUGUUGUAUGCAAAGAUUGAACAUCUUCCAGAUAGCAUCUGUAUGUUGAAACAUCUGAGAACACUCGCUCUUCAUUGUUCUUCACUUAAGACAUUACCAAAGGAUCUUGGCCAACUAGAAUGUUUAGAGACGCUAUAUCUGUCAUCCUCAGUGAUCAAGCAUCUUCCGGAUUCUAUUUGUAUGUUGAAAGAUUUGAAACAGCUCGAUCUGAUUCAUUGUUCAUCACUUGAGAAAUUACCAGAGGAUCUUGACCGAUUAGAAUGUUUACAGAGACUAUCCCUAAGGAGGUGCAAGCUUUUACGAGAUUUUCCAAUCAGCAUCUGUAAGAUAAAACGUUUAGAAAGUUUAGGGGUAGAAGGUACAUGCAUAAGCCAUCUUCCACAAGACAUUUGUUUUAUGAAAGGUCUGCGUAUUUCAGGGUCGAGAGGCCUUCUUGAAUCCUGUGGUUUUACAUCCGAGAUACAAACCGUCUCGUACGAAGAUACCUGCUUUGUAGAUGUGUGA
Molecule: messenger RNA, 3129 nt
Organism: Lactuca virosa
Lineage: Eukaryota; Viridiplantae; Streptophyta; Magnoliopsida; Asterales; Asteraceae
Source: the annotation of a GenBank genome assembly